GACUACUCGAAGUGGGCGGGGCUUGAGCGCUGCGCUGGUAAACAGAUGCCAUGUUGGCUGCACAGAAAUGAAGAUUUUCGUGACAUUAUGGAGUGCGAUUUCAUCUGUUUAACAGAUCCAGACGAGCUUCGGAGCUUCAUAGCACACUCGGAACACACGGGGAGCAUUGAGAGACCCAAGACCCUGUAUGAAGAGAUUCGGGCUUCCAUCAAUACCAAGGAGAAGGGCGAUGUGUGGUUCUGGCGGCCGGUGUUGCCCUGGGGAGGAGUUUACCCCAUCAGAGCGGGCAGAAAAGCCAUCGCCUGCACACCUCUGUACGUGAAGAUCAACCUGAAGAACACGUGCACCAUCGACGGCUUCCUCAUGCUCCUGUACGUCAUCCUGAGAGACAACCACAGCUUCCCCAGAGAGGUGGCAGCGUUCCUGGGCAAGCAGUUCGUGGAACGCUUUCUGUAUCUCAUGGACUCUUACGACUACACGACCGUCAAGAUGUUGUGGAUCUGGGACCGCAUGUCCAAGCGUCAGUACCGCUCUGAGAUCCACAGCGCGGCUCUGGAGAUCGACCUCUUCGGCAACGAGCACGAGAACUUCACCAAGAACCUGCAGAACCUGAUGUCCAGCAUGCAGGAGAGCUGGUGCUCAACCUGGGACUGUCCGGCGCGCUUUCAGGAGGAUCUUCAGAAGACCAUCAGCAUCAGUCCUCCACAUGAGUUGCCUGAUAAAGAUCUCAUUCAGACGGCAGUAGAUGAGUUUUUCUGCCCGCGUCUGGAACUCUGUGAAGAAUACGAAUGUAGCGGGUUGAGAGAAUUCAGUCAGCGUGUGUUUUGUCACGGUCCACCUCCCUUCAUCAUUCUCAACAUGCAGAUGUGGCAGUCUGAGGAUCUGUCUUAUGUACCGUAUCGUCUGGAACUGUCUGAUCAACGGUACUCAUUAGAGGGCGCUACGCUCUUCAACAGAGAUGAGCAUCAUUAUUCUGCCGUAUUCCAGAUGGACGGGUUCUGGAUGCAUUAUGACGGCCUCCGAUCGGACAAUCUGGUGCUUUUAAACAAACCACCGGAGUUCCUGCUGCUCUCCUCUUUAGUUUACAUCAGGUCUUCAGACAAAUAAACGCCACCAAUAUAAACUAUUUUACGAUCACAAACCUUUUCAAAUAUUUCAUUUUUAUCCCUUCAGUCCUGCUGUCGCUGUGUUUUAUGUUGUCCAUCGAACACUAAUUUCUGUAUUUGUUUGUCAAUAUUACUUUUCAUGCUAGAAUAUAUUUUUGUGUAUGAGGCGAUAAGAUGGUAUCAGAGGACGGUUCUAGUGAAAUUUUAUACUCUUAUAUAUAUCAUUCUUUUGUAAUUGCUCUGUAAGGCCUUGUGGAGCUUUUCUCUGGCGUGCUUGGAAUCCAAGAAUAUUGACGUGAACUAUAAUAGUUUUUGAAUUAUGAAAGUGAAAAAACUGCAUUCAACAUCCAGUCAAACACAAGCCAAAGUCAUGCAAUGCCGUGUUAUUUCUGUCCGAAACAGUCAGGGUGCUUGUUUUACACAAAUUGUUAAAGGUCAAUUCAAUAUUUUCUAUCACUUCUACGUUGGUUCAUUGUUCUUAAGUCAGUUCUGGUUUUACAUGUAACUGAUGCCGAUUGUCUGUUUGUAAAUCUUGCAUAAAUAUGCUUGAAAAAUU
Triplophysa dalaica is the source of this 1662-nucleotide messenger RNA. RefSeq names its product chromosome 15 C14orf28 homolog (gene dorip1). Bases 46 to 1107 code for a protein of 353 amino acids. The record is from RefSeq and is a predicted model, not a curated record. Lineage: Eukaryota; Metazoa; Chordata; Actinopteri; Cypriniformes; Nemacheilidae. The transcript is spliced from 5 exons.